AUGGCUUUCUCUUGCCUCUGUUCUUGUCUCUUCGGCCUCUGGCCCUUCCAGCACUCCACAUCCCCCCCGCGUUCCCCCGUCACUGCAGCAAUCCCGCUGCAGGACCUGCAGCCGCGCCCUCCCAUCGCGCCUCCCUCACCAGGCACGACAAGAUACGUCGAGCUGCAGCCCGGCCGCAUGGGUGAGGUGGAGUGGCGGGCAACAAUCGAGCCUGGUGCGACGCCGUUCGGCUACGACGAUGAUCCUGAAGUACCCCUACAGCUAUUUCGGUGCGCUGCGCCUCCGCCAGAAGAAGUCAAGCUCGAAAGAGUGGUCCGCCGAUUCACUCUCGGAAAAACUGGUCAAGCCAGCUACGACACCACUACUGCCGUUCAGUAUGACGAAUGGCAAGUCAAAUUCUUGGCGGACCUGGCUAGGUUGGACGUCAAAGCCCUCCCAAGCCUCAGCGCUGGUCAACCACACAGGUCCUUCUUGGGACCGCCGUUCGCGCCCGGCGAACUGGCGAGCGUCGACAUGGCUAGCCACCAUGUUGGCCGUCUCGUUCUUGUGGCAGAGCGUGUCGAUCCUCGCUCUCCAAGGUAUGAAUCUUUCAAGAACACCCUCGCUGAAGGAGCGAGGAUCGACAUGGCUAGCCACCAAGUUGACCAGGUCCUUCUUAUCGCGGAGGGACUAAAGGAAAAUGUUUACGGGUACGAAUGGGCCUGGGAGGACCUGGUCAACUCCAGCGAUAUCGAACCGACUAGCGAGGAUAUCGCCUACACGAACGCGGCGAAUCACGCUCAUUUCGACGCCGUAACGACCGACGAACCGUUUCUGCAUAGCGGCGGUUACCGUUCACUACUCAGCUUGUUGGUUUGUUGGAAGCUCAUGGGAUGA
This is a messenger RNA of Dothidotthia symphoricarpi CBS 119687, 876 nucleotides long. RefSeq lists its product as uncharacterized. Lineage: Eukaryota; Fungi; Ascomycota; Dothideomycetes; Pleosporales; Dothidotthiaceae. The transcript has 5 exons. Bases 1 to 876 code for a protein of 291 amino acids. The record is from RefSeq and is a predicted model, not a curated record.